AUGACGACCGAAAUCACGAAAUACGUUGAAUCCUGCAGUAUUUGUCAAAGCCAACAACGUUCUCAACCGAAAGAGCCAAUUAUUAUCAAAAAGAUUCCUAAGCUGCCCUGGGAGAUAAUUGCAGUAGAUAUAUUUUAUUUUAAAACUAAUGAAUAUCUUCUCGUUGCAGAUAGCUACUCCGGUUACUUUGAUUUUGUUAAGUUAAAGCAAUCAUCCAGCGCAGAAGUCAUACUCCAACUCAAAAAGAUGUUUGCCAUCCAUGGGAUACCGUUUAUCUUGGAAUCGGACAAUUGUCCCCAAUUUUCCUCCAAAGAGUUUAAAGCAUUUGCCAAAAAUUGGGACUUUACUCUUCAGACCUCAAGCCCGAGGUAUCCAAAAUCCAACGGUCUUGCCGAGAGGUUCGUCCAGGUGGCAAAAUCCCUACUUAAAAAGUGCCACAAAGACCAGUCAGACGUUUAUCUUGCUCUACUCAACUACCGCAACACAUCUCGAAGCAACGAUUUGUUAUCGCCCAAUCAACGUUUGAUGAGCCGAAGAACCAGAACAAAUAUACCAUCCAGUGAACAUUCGCUUAAACCUAAGGUUGUACAAAACUUACAACAGAACCUCAUUGAAGCCCGGAACAGAAGCAAGUUCCAUGCUGAUAAAGGAAGUCACCAAAAACAACCCUUGUAA
This is a messenger RNA of Eupeodes corollae, 675 nucleotides long. RefSeq lists its product as uncharacterized. Gene Ontology annotation, molecular function: nucleic acid binding. Bases 1 to 675 code for a protein of 224 amino acids. Gene Ontology annotation, biological process: DNA integration. The transcript has a single exon. Lineage: Eukaryota; Metazoa; Arthropoda; Insecta; Diptera; Syrphidae. The record is from RefSeq and is a predicted model, not a curated record.